Messenger RNA from Sceloporus undulatus (fence lizard), 5886 nucleotides. It is a transcript of the gene GRHL2, whose product is annotated as grainyhead like transcription factor 2. Gene Ontology annotation, biological process: regulation of transcription by RNA polymerase II; neural tube development; brain development. Lineage: Eukaryota; Metazoa; Chordata; Lepidosauria; Squamata; Phrynosomatidae. Gene Ontology annotation, molecular function: RNA polymerase II cis-regulatory region sequence-specific DNA binding; DNA-binding transcription activator activity, RNA polymerase II-specific. The coding region runs from base 53 to 1924 and encodes 623 amino acids. Gene Ontology annotation, cellular component: nucleus. The record is from RefSeq and is a predicted model, not a curated record. The transcript is spliced from 16 exons.
CCAGCAGAGACUGAGGCACCUGGAAAAGGGGAGAGAGUUCAUUGGAUCAAACAUGUCACAAGAGACGGACAAUAAAAACCGGCUUGUGACUAUAGUGCCGAGUGAUGCUCAGUUCAAUACCAGAAGAGCCUACACCAGUGAAGAUGAGGCUUGGAAGUCCUAUCUGGAGAAUCCCUUAACAGCGGCUACCAAGGCUAUGAUGAGCAUCAAUGGGGAUGAAGACAGUGCUGCUGCCCUUGGAUUACUGUAUGAUUAUUAUAAGAUUCCCAAGGAUAAGACAAGAUCAUUGUCUGUUAAUAAAGUGAGUGAUAAUCAAGAAGAACAGGAUAAAAGAAACUGUCUUUCCACCAGUGAAACUCAGAGUAACCUGAACAACAGCAGUGAAAACAGAGUGCAAGUCUUGAAAACUGUGCCAGUAAACCUUUCCCUGAAUCAGGAGCAGCUGGAGAUUUCCAAAAGGGAGCAGUUCAAUUCAAAUGUAUCUGGAAGCCCAACCUCCAUUUCUGUGACAGGAGUUAUGGUAGUGAAAGCAGAAGAGUACACACCUAUUUAUAUGGCUCCAUCUGUGCAUUAUGCACGGGGAGAAAAUGAAGAACACCGAGGAGUUAUAUUUGAACAUGCACAUUAUGAAGUGCCAAGCAUCACUGCCCAUUCAACGUAUGUGAAAGAUGAUCAGCGCAGCACUCCAGAUAGUACUUACAGUGAUACUUUUAAAGAUGGAGGGGCAGAGAAAUAUCGCAGUGGUUCUGUGGGACCUGAGGAAUAUAUUUAUGAACAGACAGCCACCAGCACAUUUCGGUACACUUUAGAAGCCACUAAAUCCCUACGUCAAAAACAAGGAGAAGGUCCAAUGACCUACUUGAACAAAGGCCAGUUUUAUGCUAUAACUUUGACUGAGACUGGAGACAACAAAUGUUUCAGACAUCCCAUCAGCAAAGUCAGGAGUGUGAUCAUGGUUGUGUUCAGUGAAGAUAAAAACCGAGACGAACAGCUGAAGCACUGGAAAUACUGGCAUUCCCGGCAGCACACGGCCAAACAGAGGGUUCUUGACAUUGCUGAUUACAAAGAGAGCUUCAAUACCAUUGGGAAUAUUGAAGAAAUUGCCUAUAAUGCUGUCUCCUUUACUUGGGAUGUCAAUGAAGAAGCAAAGAUUUUCAUCACAGUGAACUGCUUGAGCACAGACUUUUCUUCACAAAAAGGAGUCAAGGGUCUCCCUUUGAUGAUUCAGAUUGAUACAUACAGCUACAAUAAUCGCAGCAAUAAACCCAUCCAUCGUGCUUUCUGUCAGAUCAAGGUUUUCUGUGACAAGGGAGCUGAGAGGAAAAUCCGAGAUGAAGAAAGGAAGCAAAACAGAAAGAGAGCAAAAACUCAAUUAUCUCAGCCCCCAUGUAGUAAUGCUGAAGGAAAACUGACCACAGCUCCCCUCCAAAAGAAAAGCGACAUCACCUACUUCAAAACAAUGGCAGACCUGGAGUCCCAGCCUGUUCUGUUCAUACCAGAUGUUCACUUUGGGAACCUCCAAAGAGCUGGGCAGGUUUACUAUAACACAGAUGAUGAGCGAGAAGGAAGUAUCUUGGCUAAACGGAUAUUCCGGCCGGUAGAGGAGGACUUUGUCCCACCACCAUUAAAGCAGAUAAAAGAAGAAGGAGCAAAAAGAGUGCUAUUAUAUGUGAGGAAAGAAGCUGAUGAAGUGUUUGAUGCUUUGAUGUUAAAGUCCCCCACUGUAAAGGGAUUAAUGGAAGCAAUUUCUGAAAAAUAUGGCCUUCCAGCUGAAAAGAUCACAAAGCUUUACAAGAAGAGCAAAAAGGGGAUCCUGGUCAACAUGGAUGAUAACAUCAUUGAACAUUAUUCCAACGAAGACACUUUCAUUCUAAACAUGGAAAGCACAGUGGAAGGCCUCAAGGUUACAUUAACGGAGAUCUAGCCUAGAUUAUUGUGCAGCCCUGGAAGUCACAGCAUUUCACACUUAUAUCAAGGAAAGGAAUGUUCCACUAAGGCCCCAAAGACUCACUGAGGCUAAGAAGAGAGGCUGUUACAAAACUCCACUAACUACGUUGUUCACGUUUAGCAAAGGGGAUAAAAAAUACCUCUUAGUUACUGACAAGUGAUUUUAAAUCAAGAUGUACCAACAUACCAUCACACCGUUCCUUAUUUAUUGCUUCCCACUUUGCAGUAUGUAAAUAAUCUGUGGACCCCAGACUUCAUGAUCCUAACCACUGCAAGGAAGAAAAAAUGACUUUUUUUUAAAAAAAAAGAAAGAAAGUUUGAUACAAUGAAUUUUAAAAAUUACAUCAGUUCAAUUAGUAUUUGUAAUAAAAUUACACCCUCCAAAAUAAAUAGCUAGAAGAUCUGAUAGUAUUUUUUGUGCAGAGCUAGUGAUGGGGAAAGUAGUUUGAUUAUCUUCCCCUUUACUAAAUUCGUAUCGAGUCCUGAGAAAUGUAUAGCUUAGUCACAUGCCUCCAAGUGUUUCUCUGUACGUGGCAAAUAAGGACUGUAGUGAGAUGGCAGGUAACUUGCAAGAAAAAUGCCUUCCAUUUCAACCUCUGUACAUAGUGUUUAUAAUAUGUAAUAAUAUAUUUUUCCUGUGUAUGCUGAAUUGUUUACUGUCACUCUGUUUUAUGGUGGGAUUUGAUGCUGAUAGGUUUUUUUUGUUUUGUUUUGUUUUUUUGCUGAGAACAGACCUAAAUUGAAUGGUUAAUUCCAGCUUGAGUAGACUCAUUGAAACAAUAAGAAUUUGGUAAGUCAGCACUUAUGUCAAUUCAUUUGGUUUAGUGGGUCUGCUUUAGUUGGAAUUAACAGUUGGAAACAGGCUAGACGUUUCAGAAAGAUGACCAUAUCUUUUCUAUGGAACCCCUAUUGGAAUAUCAAAAGUUCUCAUCUGGCAUUUGCUCCACAAACUAAUGCAGCAUUAAAACUUUUCUGGUCUCAUUCAUCCUGAAACACCCAGGUGAUGUGCCAUGUUGCUUCAUUCUUCCAAUUCCUGAAUUAUGUAUCCUUUAUCUUCAUCCUUGAAUUUUUCUGUUCCUUUUCCUGAUGCAUUUAGCAGCAUGAAGCAGCUCAAAUGACAGCAGCUCACGUCGUCAUAAAAUCAUAUAAGUACAAAGGCAGCAUGGGUCUCCUCCAUUUCCCUGCUUAUUUCAGAAUCUAUAGUGCAAAAGACAAAUUCAGCAUCCCUGAUGGAUAGUCAUCCAGCUUCUGGUUAAAUGCCUCCAGCAAAGGAGAGACCAUCAACUCCCAAGAGUUCCACUAGAGUUUUGUUAAGAGGUUUUGACUGAGGGUUAGUGAAAUCUCUUCCCCUGCAUUUUCCAUUCCUUGGUCUUAGUCCUGCCAGAGAACAGAUCUGCUCCAUGUUCUCUAUCUUCUUUUGAUAUGUAUAUGAAGACCACGAUCAUGCCUCCUUUAGUAGAGGAAUAGAAUUGGAUCAGGGUAGCUGUGGCUUGUUAUCUUGUUGUUCUAAGUGAAAUCAAGUAACAGCAAAGAUGCAUUCAUGUAGCAUUGUGGAUUUCAGGAGGAUUUGGAGUGAUGCCAUCUGUUUGUCAGUGCAAGUGGUAGCAAAAAAGGGACUGCAUACUUAUGGGCAUGUUAUGGAAGGAGAACUUGCAUACAGAGGCUUAUUCCCCCCCCCCCAGUGGAACUGGAACAGUUUGUAUGCCAACCAGGAAGCAAGGAGGCUGGCAAGGUACUUAUUUGUAUACUUGAAAGGAUGUAGGUGGUGCCCCAUAACUGCUUAUGGUCCUUUGCCUGCCUCACCCUUCUUCCUAAACACCUUCAGCCCCCCCCCCCCCCAAAAAAAAACACUCCUUGUGGCUCACCUUGUCACUAGUUGUAGUCUCCUGGUCUACAAAGCAGGAAUUCAAGAAGAGCUUUUUAUGAAUGACUCCUCUGUGGAUUUUGUUUAUUUAGUAAAAUGGACUGGCACGUCUCAAUGGAUCACAUGCUAAAAUGUAAAUAUAAUAAUGUACAUACCCUUUUCUUGAAUUGGGUCUGAAUGUACAUGGAAGUCCAAGUUGUAGAUUUUAGGUUUUGUGGGAUUAUGGUAUUCCCCCUCUCUUAUGUGUAUAUAUUAGGCAGAUUUUCAUUGCAUUCAUGAGACUGCUGAGGAAGGACUACAGCUGAGUGGUGGACAUCCUCCUUUGUAAUCUGAACUUUCAAGUUCAGUCCACAGGAUCUCCAGUGAGGGCUGGAAGAGACUGCCGUGAAGAGCUGCAACUAGUCAGUGCUGGACCACAAUGCCAAUCUUCCUGGUUGAGGAUGAUGAGAGUUGUAGUCCAAAUGCCUGGAGGAUGCCAGGUUGAGGAAAGCUGCUUUCAGACAAUACGGAGCUAGCUCAGCCAGUAGUCUUAAUUCAAUUUAAGGCAGUUUAUGCCACCUGCUUUCACAUGACACAAUGAAAUAAAGAGAAGCUCUCAGCAAACUCUCCCCAAACAUAAAAGCAUCCCCACCGCUUUCAGAUACUCUGUUGUCCAUUAGCUUCCUUGAACUAAGAGUAAGAGAACUGCAUUGCCAUUUAUUUUUGGAUUUGUUUUAAAUUCCCUUAGGCCUGAAAAUGUGAAAUAGAAUGUGAAAUGAAAUCCUUAAAAUUCUUCCUUAUAUAAGCUUUGAGAAGCUGAGCGUAGGAUGCUAAAUUGAGAAAAUGACCAGGGGGAUGUGGCUUUUUGGAGGGGGAAAUGUGAAUAGAUGUAAAUAAGUUCAAAACACAUUUUUAGAUUAACCCAUUUCAAAGCCAAAUGAGACAACCCUAAAAUGGUGGUGUAUAGGGAAAUGUCUUUUAAAGAUUUGUGGUAUGUAGAUUAGUUUGACCUACAUUGCCAGAGAAUUUACUGACACUUAUGCUCUUGUAGCAUCUUGGGCCCUUUAGAUUUUUCCAGGCUGUGAAUGAUAGGAUAUUCCGGAUAAAUUCAAGAGCAUCACUGGUCAUAGUUUGAAGGUCACUUUAUUUAUUUAGGUCAAAAUUUUAUAUUUCUACAUCCGACCAAUAUUGCUUUUUUAAAAGCUGAAAAGGACAACUCAGGAUAGUUGCCCUGAAGCUACAGUGCAUGCAAGACACUAUUAGAAAUAAACAGCCUCAUGAUUUGUGUAUACAGUAUUUGCAAAAGCAUGACUGUUCCUUGUUGUCAGGCAACACUUUAAGUGCUGAUACAUCUGUAACCAAGCAUAUUCUGAUUGAGCCUUGCUUGAGAACUGAUUGAGAUUACAAAACCUUUUGAUGGCAAGCUGAUAUUUUCUGCCUUGAGGAACUGCAUGGCAGGAUGGAACUGAAAAGAUACUUUGAAGGAGAGUGGAUCAGGGUAUGAGAAGUAGAGAAAAUUAACAUCUGGUAAGGAGCCUCUGUUUGGAAGGGAGCUGACAUCCUCAGAAUAUGUGAGAGAGGAGAAAAUAAUAACCUAACCUUUCUCUUCUACAGUUCAAUACUUAUUAAGCUGGCUGCUUAGCAGGUCACUGAAUAACACCUUUAAAUAACAUAGCUGCCACACUAUAGUGAUGUCAGCAUGUCCGUCCAACCAAUUUUCAUGCUGUGCUACAACUCGUGUCUUUAUCUGGUUAUGGCAAUUGCUAGGGCAAUAAGAUCUGCUCCAUUACUUUUCCUCUGUGUGUGCAAUCGUUUAACCUUCUGGCAUUUUUGUUUUUUUAAAAUCAUCCUUUUGAUGGUCAUGGAAGAAGAAGAAUCUCCCCCAAGCUUAGCCAUUGUUUUCUAGCUUUUGUUGUUGGCAACAAAUGCCUAUUUUUAAAUACAAAUGACUUUGAUAUGUAUACAGAAACAUUUGAUUUAUAAUUGAGCCAUUUUGCCAACAUUUCCCCCUUGUUUAUUUUCCUGAACCUGUUAGAAAGCUGCAAAAGGAAUGCAGUUGCUUGAGUUCAGUUCCCUUAAUAAAGAGGAAACCGGGG